AUGGUGGUGAUGAAUGUGACGACAGCGGCGAUGAUGACACUGGAGACUGACGACAAUGGUGAUGAUGACAGUGACGACAAUGGGGAUGAUGACAGUGACGACAAUAGUGAUGAUCACAGUGACGACAAUAGUGAUGAUGACAGUUUGACGACAAUGGGGAUGAUGACAGUGACGACAAUAGUGAUGAUCACAGUGACGACAAUGGUGAUGAUGACAGUGACGACGACAUUUGACGACAAUGGGGAUGAUGACAGUGACGACAAUAGUGAUGAUCACAGUGACGACAAUGGUGAUGAUGACAGUGACGACGACAGUGAUGGUGACAGUGACGACAAUGGGGAUGAUGACAGUGACGACAAUAGUGAUGAUCACAGUGACGACAAUAGUGAUGAUGACAGUGACGUCAAUGGUGAUGAUGACAGUUUGACGACAAUAGUGAUGAUUACAGUGACGACAAUAGUGAUGAUGACAGUGACGUCAGUGGUGAUAAUGACAGUUAUAACAAUAACGAGGGCGAUGGUGACAACAACGACGACACUGAUGGCCACGGUUUUGAUGACAAUGACGACGACAAUCUUCCAGGAGGAAAGAAGACAUUGA
This is a messenger RNA of Haliotis rufescens (red abalone), 600 nucleotides long. RefSeq names its product secreted acidic protein 2-like. NCBI's taxonomy places the organism in Eukaryota, Metazoa, Mollusca, Gastropoda, Lepetellida, Haliotidae. The record is from RefSeq and is a predicted model, not a curated record. The coding region runs from base 1 to 600 and encodes 199 amino acids. The transcript has 3 exons.